CAGGUUAGCAGGAGCAUAAUUCUUGAUUCUUAAAAUCAAUGCUUCGGCGGGAUUUACGGCGUCCGCAAACACUUUACGAUCGCCAGCUUUACUUGUGACGCAAAGGCCAAUCGGCGACAUGGUGACGCAACUUCGAACUUUCUACUGUUUAUGGGCGCCGGGCGAGAGUCAGUCCUGUCCCGCACGACUUUCGACUCGCAGAUCCCGCCCUUCGAAGUAUCGGCUCGCUGGUGCCCUGUUAGAGCGCCGGUGCGGUCGUAAAGAGAGAGAGUAAAGUGUUACGCCCCCCACGUCGCCGCCGCCGCCGCCGCCGCCCCACUUUCGCCGUCUGCCCCGCCGAUUCCAUGGUGUAUUGUAGGAUCUCGCGGCGCCACGAGAGAAACGUUCUGUUGCACGCCCACCUGUGUUCCUCGGCGCCCUCGUAUCCCUUGUGAGCAGCCCAGCCGUUGGUAUCGUGCGAGAGGUUUCGAGAAGUCCUGGCGAAAACAGCGGUCCCAUUAGGUGACUGAUCAGCGUAACGGGUGCUCGCAGCGCUUUCACAUAAACAGAAUGGUAAGCUCCAGAAAGGUCCUCCAAACGGCCCUGCUGGUGCUGCGCGUCUUGCUGGUGCUGGUGUCGCUCGGCGUGCCUCCCGCCGCCGACGCCGCCGCCAACAAGGUCACCAUCUGUAUCAAGAACUGUGCCCAGUGCAAGCUGAUGUACCACGACCACUUCAAGGGUGGCCUCUGCGCCGAGUUCUGCCUCCAGGUGGAAGGGCGAUUCAUACCCGACUGCGCGAACCCACAGGACCUCAUUCCGUUCUUCCUGGAGAGAUUAGAGUGAUUGUCAGUGGCCGAGUCGCGCCCCCGCUUCAACCCUCUCUCCCGCCAACACGUCCUCCGCUUUUCCGCUUUUCCGCGGAUAUGGAUCCUGGAUGAUGUUCGCUGAAAUUCGCUGAUUCUCAUCGGCUGAAAAGAUUGGUGCGAGAUCACACUGAGGAGCUUCACACUUCGAUGUUCCCUCAAGAUUCUCGACGCCUAUGGUCUGCCGUGCGUCCAUGCGCCAAGAGAGGGCGCCGGCGUGGAUUCACUCAUCCGUUUUCUGUUGUACAUAUAUUCACAUUCCGUUGACAAUUUACUCUUCUCAUUCCAUUAACGUGUACUACAUUCGUAGGACUCAUGUUCGUGAUAUUCACAAAUCAUUCCAUUGAUUCAACAAAAGAACAAAAAAGUUUAGGUAAUAGACUGAAGAUAAUUGAAAACCCAGAAAAAAUAUAGAUGGUAAUUAUAUUUAAAUAGAUUGUAAAUACCUAUCUAUAAUUAUUAUAUAUUUUGAAUAAAUUCCUGAAAAUA
Molecule: messenger RNA, 1331 nt
Organism: Penaeus vannamei (Pacific white shrimp)
Lineage: Eukaryota; Metazoa; Arthropoda; Malacostraca; Decapoda; Penaeidae
Product: eclosion hormone
Biological process (GO): neuropeptide signaling pathway; ecdysis, chitin-based cuticle
Molecular function (GO): ecdysis-triggering hormone activity
Source: RefSeq, a predicted model, not a curated record